Striga hermonthica is the source of this 214-nucleotide messenger RNA. The record is from the annotation of a GenBank genome assembly. Lineage: Eukaryota; Viridiplantae; Streptophyta; Magnoliopsida; Lamiales; Orobanchaceae.
GAAUUCCGUCGGAUCAACGUUUGAUUUUCGCCGGAAAACAGCUUGAAGAUGGUCGGAUUCUUUCCGAUUACAACAUUCAAAAAGAGUCAACUUUGCAUUUGGUUCUUAGGCUAAGGGGCAGCGGCAGGGUUUGCCGUGGGGGUUAUAUUACAUAUGGCCCAUAUCUUGCCGAAUUGGCUCGUAAAUACAUUAUCAACAAGCAAAUUUGCCGCAA